GUUAAAUUCCUAUGGGUGUCUUUCACUCCCGCUUUCUGCCAGUCUGGAAAAUCGGUGUUGACAAACUUUGUUUCGGAGAGCAUAGAAGGGAUUGGCAGCUACAGCCCGACGCAAGGUGUAAGGAUCCUGGAGUAUGAGAAGCCGAACUUGAACGGUAACAGCAAGGGAGCUGGGUGUCGAUUUGAGUUGUGGGAUUGCAGUGGUGAUCAAAAGUUUGAAACAUGCUGGCCAGCUCUGAUGAAGGACUCUCAUGGCGUAAUAAUAAUCUUCAAUCCUGAGCUGCCCAGUCACCUGAAAGAAAUUGAAAUGUGGUACUCCUGUUUCGUGCAGCAGCAACCACUGCUUGAUAGUCAGUGUCUCCUGGUUGCACAUCACAAGCCAGGCAGCAUGGGGGACACGGAAAAUCUGUCCUUGGCUUACCCGCUGAACAAGCUAAAACUAAUACAUUCCAACUUAGAAGAGGAUCCUGAAGAUGUUCGGAUGGAAUUUAUGAAAUACUUCAGAAGCCUUAUCACCUUAAUAAAUGAGAGCAGAGAGAGGGAAGAAAUGUCAAUUAUCUCAUAACAUUAAAAGAAAUACUGAACAGGGAAGAAAAGGGGUUAUUUUCACUUUGUAAGCUGUACUAGCCUGUGAACAGGUCCUCACAACAAGAAUUUUCCAGCCUAUAAACACUUCAACCUAUAAA
This is a messenger RNA of Balearica regulorum gibbericeps (East African grey crowned-crane), 685 nucleotides long. The record is from RefSeq and is a predicted model, not a curated record. NCBI's taxonomy places the organism in Eukaryota, Metazoa, Chordata, Aves, Gruiformes, Gruidae.